ACGACAUCGGGUUUUGGAUGAAUCUUAAUUUUAUAGUUGUGGCUUUAUGAUGCUUUUGACGUUUGGAGGCGUUAAACACUGCCACCCUUUCCCGCUGUAGUGGUGUUAUUUUUGAAGCGUCAAACGAACGAAGAGACCCAUUUGUAUAGUGCUUUUUUUCAAAAGACUGGACCGGCCCGUCCCUACCGGUCCUUAUGCUCAUCUUCAUACAUUGAUUAGAAUAACAGUGGACUCCGAAUUUCUGUUCGCUCCUCUACGCACAUGGCCACCUCUACAGCAACGAACGCUGAAAUCCCCAUGAAAACCCUACCGGAGUCUCAACAAUCAGGAACGGAUGCAUCUGAAGAACCUAACGCCGCCAACUCUCCUCCAUCUAAGGUCGAAUCCAAGGCGGCGGCCACCACCACGGUGGUCAACAACGUCGCCGGCGAAGCUUCCUUUGAUAUUCAAAAGAAAAUUAAGCGCGCAGAGAGGUUCGGAGUGCCCGUACAACUGUCUGAAGAAGAAAAACGAAAUUCGAGAGCUGAGAGGUUUGGCAUUGCUUCCUCGUCAGCGGGAUCAAAUUCAUCAAAUAAAUCAGAGGAAGUAAAGAGGAAGGCUAGGGCAGAGAGGUUUGGGAUAGAGAAAAUUACCCCAGCAGAUGAGGAAGCAAAGAAGAAGGCAAGGCUUGCGAGGUUUGCGGGAGUAACAAAGGUUGAUCCUGUGGAGGAAGAUAAAAAGAAAGCAAGAGCUCUCAGGUUUUCACAAUCUCAAUCUGAUUCUGCAUCACAAACGAAUGGAAAGGAAAAUGCUGAGGGAACCACUGAUUUAGGCAAGGCAGGAGGGACCUGAAUUAUGCAAGGCUAGCAGGUUAUGAGACUGGGAUCUCGCAAGCUCGACCAGUAACCUUUCAUUACAACAAGGCGUGUGUUUCUGUACUUAUCCAACGCUAGAAAAGUUUUCUUAAGUACUGCGUAUGUUUUUUGCUCUACCUGUUUACAUACAAGAUAUAUUUUGGUGGUGACUGGUGAUCCCUUGUACUGUUGUAAGCAACCUCCUUAGCAUGUGUACUUUAUCAAAUGGCCAGUGAACAAUGUCAAAAAGGAAAACUAAACUGCAGGCUGAAAAUUUUGUAGAUUAAGCAAAUAUCGCUUUUAUUUCCUUAAUAUUAGGUGCUAGAAAUCUGAUGCAUGUGUAGUGUGCUGCUAAAAUGAGAUAUGUGCAUGAAAGAUACUGAGAAUGGUUUUGAACUUGCAUAGCUUUGGACCUUAUUCUUAGGUAUAAAAUCAUCUCAAAUGAAAGGUUUCUUUAGUGAUGGAUGAGUUAUUUGCAAGCAAGUAUAAAAUAAAAAAAAGUACGUUUUUAUUGCAUUAGUAUAUCAAGUAGGAUUUACUUUCUAGUUGCACCCGUUGAUCUUUUCUUCUUUCAACAUGAGAACAAUGAUAUUUAUUCCGUCGCGAAUCUGCAUACAGUAUUAUUAUGACUUGUUCCAAUAUGUUAUUCUUAGAAGUGGAUGGGAAACGAUGAAUUUACGCUCGUCUUGUGUGGUCGAUGAUUGGUAGAUCUUUACCUAGUCUUUUAUGUUAGGAUUUGACAUUGUGAAAUGGCCAUUUUGAAACAACUUGAUGCUAAGGAGGUGGUUUUUGACUGGCUGGGAUCAUUGGAUAUCAACUGUGUUAUUGUAUGUACUUGGAAAGAUUUUCUUGUAAUGUUUUGGUCGAGUUAUACUGUUCGAGAAAUGUAUGUGAACUUGGUGCAUUCUCCACUCUGCUUCAUUGCCUUU
Molecule: messenger RNA, 1762 nt
Organism: Cuscuta campestris
Lineage: Eukaryota; Viridiplantae; Streptophyta; Magnoliopsida; Solanales; Convolvulaceae
Source: the annotation of a GenBank genome assembly